AUGACCCGAGACACCCUCAGCUCAGUCGUCCUCCACAACAUGGAUGGUGCACUGAGGAUAUUGCUGCUGGCAGUCCUGACUCUGCUGGUUUCUGCCCAGACAUUCACUAACUACAAAUACUUGCCUGAUAUAUAUAAAACACAUGUUGACAAAGCGCUGAAGAAGGCAAACAUUAUCUUUGGAAAGGGUCAUCAUGUUGCUUUUCAUUCACUCAUAAACACUCCAAAGAUAAGGAAGAGCAACCUGAACAUAAAUGUCCUUCUGAUGGUCACAACCUGCACAAAGGCUUCUAAGGACGCAUAUGAGCACCGAGAUGAAUGUAAUAAACAAAAAGAUAAAACGCCCUGGAUUGACUGUCUUGUGUGUACGACAAACAAUGAUGAAGAACUGGUUGAUUGUGGAAUGCUAAGAAAGGUCAACAAUAAAAUUCGUGAUAAAUUUCGAAGCAAAUGUAGGAAUUAUUCUCACGGGCAUGAUGAUGCAUUGUAUAGAUAACAAGAAACAGUUUGGAUGUCUCAGAUGUGUGUGAAGCUGCACAAAUCCCAACAAGACAAAUUCUAAGUACACAUACACACAGGCACACACACAUGCAUUUGUGUUCAAUGCUUCACCAGUUCCUAACCUGGCAUAAGCAAAUCAUGUUUAUACCUUUAUGACUUAAUGCUUUACCAUAAUUAAACAAAUCUCAAUACAUACAUACUGUAUAUUCUAUACAGUAUGUCAUGUUAAUCUUAAUCUGACCCACUGUAUCUACCACUUAUGAUUCAUAUUCCUUGUUCAUGCUUACGAUCAUAGUCUUGAUAUUAACAAAAUAGUUUGUUUGCUAUUUUUUUAUUUUUUUUAAAAGCCAAAUAAGAAAAAUAUGUAAAAAAAAAAAAAAAAAAGUAGCACUAUGGAUAUUUUAACAAAGUGAGAGAAAGAGAGAGAGAGAAUUUCCAGAUAUAUUUGCAAAAAUCUUAAAGCUCAGGUGCGGAUCUUGAAGCUGUAAGUGUUACUUACUAAUUUAAAGUAUUAGUUUGUUAAUUUUGUUUGGCUAAUACUGCUAAAUGUAGCUUGUAUUAAGAUUUAGUAGCAAUAGUUCUAUUGUGUGUAGAUAUCUUACCAAUGUGUGUUUAACUUUUAUAUCAAUGAACUGUGAUGAUGUCAUCAUGAAUUAAAA
Clarias gariepinus (North African catfish) is the source of this 1159-nucleotide messenger RNA. Its product is annotated as cystatin-like protein. Bases 1 to 495 code for a protein of 164 amino acids. The record is from RefSeq and is a predicted model, not a curated record. The transcript is spliced from 4 exons. Lineage: Eukaryota; Metazoa; Chordata; Actinopteri; Siluriformes; Clariidae.